Messenger RNA from Suillus discolor, 774 nucleotides. RefSeq lists its product as uncharacterized. Lineage: Eukaryota; Fungi; Basidiomycota; Agaricomycetes; Boletales; Suillaceae. The transcript is spliced from 7 exons. Bases 1 to 633 code for a protein of 210 amino acids. The record is from RefSeq and is a predicted model, not a curated record.
AUGCUGACUGAAGACAUCGACCAUCCAUUCACAGGAUUUCAUGAUUUCUCGAUCCUCAUCCUCAAUCGAGCUCUAGCUUUCUUCGCCGAUGGCAUUGCUCAUCCAUUGCCAGAAAAGAGUGGGUCUCAAGCCUUGCUAGAAGAGCUUGGCAACGAUCACUGUGUAGAGAUACAGUCUAGGUUACUCUCUGUGGCCUCCCACUCAUCACCCUUGGAGGAUAUCGUUCAGCUCAUUCCUGCUGGUGUCAUUAUCUUCGAACACUCUUUCUACAUUUUUGACAAGCGGCGCUAUCUUCAGGACAAGAAGGAGUCUGAUCCCUUGUUUCAUGUCACUCUCGAGCAGUACAUGACAUCCCCACAUGCAGCUACUGUCAGGGAAGCUGUGAGUGCUGCCGUCCAGGCAUAUGAAGAAGCUAUGAGGACUGCCAUCUAUCCAUAUCAAGGAAAACUGCCUUCUUGGAUAAAGAAGUUGCCGUUUGAAUCUUUCAAGAGGAAGGCAAAAGAAAAAGAAUCUGCGAAGGCAGAGUUCAUCGAAGCUGUUCUUGAAAUUGCUCUAAAUCAUCGUCUGCAUAUGUUUCACCGUCACAUUGAGGCAGCACUCCUGCUGAUCCGCUUGUUUUCAGCUAGACCUUAAUGUUGCGCAGUGCAACACAUCAUCAUGAUCAAUGAUGCUUCAGAGAGGAGAGGAGUGGAAGUGUCUGGGCUGUGAAGGUUUCUUGUAAUGUUUGUUGGGGUAGAUUCAGGAUGUGGAACUGUAUUUGUAUGAUCAUGCGAU